UUUAUCAGACCAGAGUUUUUUCUCAUUGCUCUGUACCGCACGUACAUCGACGAUUAACCCUUACGCCCUCGACAGUACUUUCCUCGGUCGACGAUACCCGUUUACAGUUGACUACCGUCUUCGAUCCGUACAUUAUUCACGAUGGUGAGAGAAUUCAAAGCCCCCGUCAAUGUUUCGCCGCUCAUCAGGUUUUCCCGAUGGAGUUUUCUGUUGUUGGGUGCAACUUAUGGAGUUACAAGACAUAGUUAUCUCCAAAAGAAAGAAGAUAAAACCAGAGAUCAUCGUCUACAAAUAAAAGCUGAAAGGGAAGCUUUGAUUGCAGCAGAAAAGAAGAAACUUCGCGAUGAGGAAGAAAAAAAUUUGGACCUUAUGUUUAAUCCACCUAAGACUACAUAAAAACAUCAGUUAAUUAAACUAACAUAAUAAUUAUUUUGAUA
This is a messenger RNA of Sipha flava (yellow sugarcane aphid), 437 nucleotides long. It is a transcript of the gene ATPsynE, whose product is annotated as ATP synthase subunit e, mitochondrial. Gene Ontology annotation, molecular function: proton transmembrane transporter activity. The transcript is spliced from 3 exons. Lineage: Eukaryota; Metazoa; Arthropoda; Insecta; Hemiptera; Aphididae. Gene Ontology annotation, biological process: proton motive force-driven ATP synthesis. Bases 142 to 396 code for a protein of 84 amino acids. The record is from RefSeq and is a predicted model, not a curated record.